Molecule: messenger RNA, 1638 nt
Organism: Nylanderia fulva
Lineage: Eukaryota; Metazoa; Arthropoda; Insecta; Hymenoptera; Formicidae
Product: transmembrane protein 59-like
Source: RefSeq, a predicted model, not a curated record
CGUGAACCAGUAGUAGCGUACGCUACUACUGUAAUCAAAUCGAUAUUCGCUCGAUUAUUCGUUCUGUCAAUUUUGGUGUCGUCUCCACGAAUUUGACAUUUCAUCCUGAUAACACGCACUCGAAUCGGUAUCGAAACAGUCGCGGCAUCGGUGGUAAAGAUAAAUGCGAGUUUAAUCUUUUUUUUAGCUCGGGAUUAUCGAAUGUCAAAAAUGGAGAAAAGCGAGGGGAUGGUCGACGAGUGAAGCUUAGUUACGUUUUUUAUUGCGAGCCUCUUAUCAUUCGUUUAUCAUUCGGAGGAAUACUCACAGCUGCCUCAAAGAUGAAGAGAGGAGGCAUGGAAAUCACUUGCUCAGCGUUGCUGCUGCUGUUGGUCGUGGAAUUAACUCGUGGGAAUGCAUUUUACAGUCGCGAGGAUCCCUGCAUCAGUUUGUGCGAAAAAGCACCUUCUAGCUUCUCAAAUAACGUGUAUGUAAAGUCCUGCUGUCAACGAGGCUGCAGAUUUUUUAAUCUGGUCGACUUGCGUUCUGGAUGGGAAGCCAAUAGUUUGAAUGGCACUAGGGAUGCUUGCGAGGCUUCAUGCAAUGAGGCUUAUACAAACCUGCAAGAUCGUGUUGCCUGUGGCACUGGUUGUGAUUUUAUGGCCAAGCAACGUAUUUCGGAUUUGGUAUCUCUGUUUUCUAUCGCCAUAUGCAUUGAACAAGGCAUAGACUCCAAUGUUUUAUUAAUGUCACCCGACAUGCCAGAGAAUGAUAUAUUAAUGGAUCCUGGGUUGCGCAAAGAGCUUCUUCCUGGAUGGUGGGAUACCGAUGGCUUCAAAUUGCCACAAACCUAUGUUAAAACUGUACCAAUAGAUGCUGGUACUAUAGAUUAUGCUUUGUCCUCUGAUUAUUCCGGCGAAACCGAACAAUCAUCUAUGCCUGACUGGUUUCAUUGCGCUUUGAAGCAGAUAAGAAUACCUUACUGGGACAUUGGAGUACCUUAUUGGCUUUUUGCUUCUGCCAUAGCAGUAUUCAUAAUGGUGUCCAUGCUGUGGCUUUGUCUGUCAACAGGAGACGUCCGAACAACGUCUCAAAAAGACGUUUUAAUUGAUAUGGCUAAUUCGCCAAAAGUUGCACUAUACAUGCCAGAUGAAGCUCCACUGUACAAAGAUCCUCCACCUAAAUACGAACAUUCGUCCAGUCACUGUGAGUUUUAAUUAGCUUUCGAUGUUAUUUAAAUUACGAUAUUUCGAUGAAGAAUUUUACGCGAGACGCAAUUAUCACGUUUCGAAAGCCUUAGUAUAACGCAAGGAUACAAAUUUCAACUUUGAAUAUUUUAAGUUUAUAGACAGAUGCACAUUCGAAACUUAAAUUGCAUUUUACAAUAUCAUGGAGAAAUCAAAUUAUUUCCUUGCUUUUUUAUAAAUAAAAUUGACGCAUUUAACAUAAUAUUUAUUAUACAUAUAUAUGUAUAUAUAACAUAAAGUAACAAACAUAGAGAAAUGACAGAAAAAAAAACUUAUUUAAUAAUACAAAAUUUCUGAACUUUUCGAAAAAUUUAUGUUGAUAAUUAUAUAUUACACUCCUUUUCUCACAUUUAUUAAGUUUUGAGAAUAUAUAUAUAUUAUAUAUAUCUCGAGCACAAGAAAUAUUUUUAAU